CCAGGAGACCAGCAGCAGGGCGAAGUGCGGACUGACUUCAACCUGCUGAACUCUCGAAUCUUGAGAUUAUCAAAGCACUGUUUCAGCAGUUUUUACUGAAUGUUGGUGCAGCUCUGAACAAUCUGGAAUCAGGAUCAUUUAAACAGGAGGAGAGGCAUUCAACACAUUUUAUGUAACUUCAAUGGAGCCAUCUCUUAGCUUCUGAAGAGUCCCUGCAUCGCCUGAGACAGACAUGGAUGCUUUUGAGGGAAUUCACAGUGUCCGGAUUUCCUCUUCUCCACCGUCUUCAACAACAGCCAGCCCAGGAUAUGAAGUCCUCAAAGCGGGGAGGUCUGGAAUAGCAGUAUAUUCCUCUGCAGUGUUUUUCGGCACACCUGACGUCCUGGGAUCCAGACACAAGUCCAACACGGAAACUGAGGAGAAAGGCUGCGUUGUUGGACGGUUGGUAGAUCUUGAUCCAGAGCUGGAGUCCAGGGUGGAGGGGGGAGGCCAGGCUGGGCCCACCUCAGGCCGAGACCAUGGCAACCUCUCCCGGCUCCGUAGCUCCUCGCUGGAGGUCAGAGAAAGAGAAAUCAGAGAAAAGGGGUCGGAGAUCCUCAGGGAACAGCUGGACGCCGCCAAGAAGGAACUGAAACUGAAGGACAAGGAGUGUGAGCGUCUGUCGCAGGUCAGGAAUCAGCUGGAGCAGGAGCUGGAGGAGCUGACUGCCAGUCUGUUCGAGGAAGCUCACAAGAUGGUGCAUGAAGCUAACGUCAAACAAGCGGGAGCAGAAAAACAACUGAAGGAGGCUCAGGGAAAGAUUGACGUUCUGCAAGCAGAGGUGACAGCGCUCAAGACUCUGGUGUUGACAUCAACACCUUCCUCACCGAACCGCCAGUUGCAUCCACAGCUGCAGUCUUCAGGCACCAGGGGAGCGUACAAACAUGUCGGGGGCCACGUCCGCAACAAGAGCAUGAGCGGUGCCUUUCCAUCCUCAAUUGGAAAACCAGAACCGUCCUCUGUUUCCAUUCAGCCUGCGGCCAAAGAGGACCGAGAGAUGGACUCCGUUCUGUAUGCAGAGUUUUUAAUGUGGAAGGAGAAUCCAAGUCUUGAGCGUUCCUCCGCCUUCCUGAGCCGCAUCUACAGAGAAGACAUCGGACCCUGCCUCUCCUUCAAUAGAUCCGAGCUGUCACAGCUGGUGCAGAGCGCCGUCGAAAACAACUCUUUGACUAUCGAGCCUGUGGCCAUGUCAGCGUUACCGAUGGUCAAAGCCUCAGCUAUAGAGUGUGGCGGGCCUAAUGGCUUUAGAGCAGCAAUAGAGACGAAAUGUGCAUUAAGUGGCAUGUCGCGCCUUUGCCGACAUCGCAUUAAACUUGGCGACAAAGGGAGCUACUAUUACAUCUCUCCUUCCAGCCGAGCACGGAUCACGGCUGUUUGCAACUUCUUUACUUACAUCCGCUACAUACAGCAGGGCCUGGUGAGACAUGAUGCGGAGCAGAUGUUCUGGGAGGUGAUGCGUCUCCGCAGAGAGAUGACUGUGGCCAAGUUGGGUUUCUACCUCACUGACCAAUGCUAGAGGACCUGACAGUCCUCUGAAACACACAGCAGGACAGAGAGAUCCCAGGACCAGGAUUAUUAAAGGUCCUGGUCAGGGUUAAACUGUGGUAACAAACAGGUCAUAGAUCAGUUUUAGUAGCAGAGGUUGUGCAGCAUUAUAGUGCUGCAGCAGAAGUCAAUCAACAAGGGAAGAAGAAACUGUUCACCUUUAUGCAAUAAGACAAAGAAUUAAACCAGCACAGAUAGACAGAUUGAAGUAGAAAUGACAUGCUUGACUGCAGAUGAGGAGAGAUGUUUCUGUACCUCCCCGGUGGAGUCUCAUGUUAAUACAGUAGAUUCUAUGUGUCAUAUUUCAGGCAUUGGUCUGAUGAAAAGAGGAGCACAAAGUGAGAUGAAAGCAGUCUAGAGAGUAGAGCUGUCUCUUACCUCAAGUAUUACAUAUGUAAUGUCUUAGUUCCACCAAGUUUUCACCAAUUAUUUGGUUUGUUUUCUUUAUUUUUACAUAAAUAUGAUGCUCAUCAGCUCAAACACCA
Messenger RNA from Acanthopagrus latus (yellowfin seabream), 2069 nucleotides. It is a transcript of the gene rab3il1, whose product is annotated as RAB3A interacting protein (rabin3)-like 1. The coding region runs from base 233 to 1555 and encodes 440 amino acids. Gene Ontology annotation, cellular component: Golgi to plasma membrane transport vesicle. Gene Ontology annotation, molecular function: guanyl-nucleotide exchange factor activity. The transcript has 12 exons. The record is from RefSeq and is a predicted model, not a curated record. Gene Ontology annotation, biological process: exocytosis. NCBI's taxonomy places the organism in Eukaryota, Metazoa, Chordata, Actinopteri, Spariformes, Sparidae.